Molecule: messenger RNA, 9434 nt
Organism: Porites lobata
Lineage: Eukaryota; Metazoa; Cnidaria; Anthozoa; Scleractinia; Poritidae
Source: the annotation of a GenBank genome assembly
AUGUCUGGCUACAAGUUGUUCUUCUUUCCAGGCCGCGCUAAAGGAGAAAAAUGUCGACUUGCAUUCGCGGCUUCAAAGAUUGACUACGAGGACAUUCGAUUGGCAGUCGAAGAAUGGGCAAAAGAGAAAGCGUGUAAGUAACAUAAAAGUUCACCAGAUUGCUUAAAUCGCGCGACGGUUAUUUGUUGAUUCUUUUUAAUUCUGUAAUCUUAAAUAGCUGUUUAAAAAGGAAUGCGAACAAAGCCGACGGCAAAUACGCGUACAUUCGCUUGAUUUUCGAUCGAAUUUAAAGAUUUUAAUGAUGUGCGCGUCGCGAAUGCUUGGUAACUGAUUGAAGUAAAAUUGCUUAGUCAGGCUGAUAAGUGUGCUCGCUCUUUUUUAUGGUUUUUGCCGACCACAAGUGGUAUAGUUGGUAUUAUUAUUAUUAUUAUUAUUAAUAUUAAUAAUAAGAGUUACAUUUUUAAAAUCGACGAGCUCCUGUAAUCUACAUUUCUUAUAGCUUCUGUGGGGGGAAAGUUACUUGUUUUCCGGAAUGAGCCUGGCUUUGUAUCUAAAAUAUUUUCAACUUACAAUUCAAAUAUUUUCCUGGUUUUAAAUACUUUACCCGGUUGGUAUUGUAACUUUGGACCUUCUGAUUGUAUUCUCAUCGCAUGAACUGAAGGAUCAGAAUAUAACACGGAAACGCCAAUCAUGUUCUUUAUAGGCCCUCCAAGAAAUUACAUUUUCAAGUGACGGCUAUGACCUAAUGGGCGCAAAAAUAAAAACUCAAAAAUCCGUAGGGCUUCCAACAAAACCCUAAAAACUACCUGGGCCGAAAAUUAACCCCCUAAAAAUCCAAUGCCGAAUUCAAGAGCCUUAAAAAUUACCAGAAGGCAUUAAAUGAUACAAUACAAAGAAUAAAAAUAUUAGAAAUUGAAUGUUUGUGUCUGUUUCGAUAACUCUUCAUAGCAACAUUCGAGACAACCAAGAACAUCUUCUGUUUUAACAAUAACACUAUACAGAAUAACAACUUCAGAUAGUUUUGAAUACCCCUAAAAAUCCAUACUUAACUCAAGCCACCCAAAAACUACUUGCCAAAUUUUCCUACCAAAAAAUCUGGAAUCGAAAAUCUCAACCCCCGCCCCUCCCCCCAAAAAAUUCCUUCGAUCACCUCCGUCACUUGAAAUCAGAAGUACUUCCCCAUAUGGAAUCCAUAUUAAGGUCAACUGACAGCUGUCAAAACAGGGUAUCCGCUGACCCGUGUCACAUGACCGUAUUGCAGGCUCAGGUGCCGACUCAUUGAGGUCACGUGAAAAAUAAAAUAAAACUUGUUCCAUGGUCCAUAACAGGUAACAAGUAGCAGAGGUAGAUCAUAUAGAUCAUGUAGAUCAUAUAACUAGAAAUUUGCUAUGUAAUUAUUGUAAACCUCUUAUUUCAGUGGCCCCCUUUAAUCUGCUCUUCGAUUGUUUUUAGGGAUAGGGGCAUUGAUAUGUGACAGUCCCUAUUGUUUUCCCAGCUAAUCACAAACAAUCUUUCAAAUAGGUGCGGGAUCGCCCCCUUCAUUGUAAUUAUCUCCUCAUUUACUUAAAUGUAGCGAUUAUUGUAAUCGGCAAUGCCAUCUCAUCUAUUCAUAUGAAAAUGCCAAAAAAUUGAAUUGAAUUAGUUUGUGGCGGUAAAUUGAUUGAACAUUCUGGCAACUCAGCUGAUAAAUCUGUCAUCCUGGUAUAUUUUUCAGGUGGAAUAUUUAGCUCGCACUCCUUUCCUCUACAAAAAUUUCCCGCAAAAUGUUUGCCCGCACGUACAGUACAUUGUAAUACUUCCUUUGAGUGGCCUGUUGCGUGAAAUGACAUGUACCACUUAGUGAAAUUUACAAAAUUCUAAUUUUAACAUUGACAGGUGAUAUAAAAGGUCAGCAAUGAGUUAGUGGUUCAUUGAACUUAAACGGUAGUUGUGUUGAAGUUGCGCAUCCACUCAGAGUAUAAGAUUCGACUGAAACAUUCUGCAGAAAUGUCUGGCUUCAAGUUGUUCUACUUUCCAAGCCGCGCUGGAGGAGAAAAAUGUCGACUUGCAUUCGCGGCUGCAAAGAUUGACUACGAGGACAUUCGAGUCCCAGUCGAAGAAUGGCCGAAAGAGAAAGCUUGUAAGUAACAUAAAAGUUCACCAGACAAUUCCGUAAAGCGCGCGACGGUUAAUUUUCGAUUCUUUUGAAUUUGGUAAUCUUAAAUAGCUGUUUAAAACGGAAUGCGAUCAAAGCCGACGGCAAAUACACAUACAUUCGCUUGAUUUUCGAUCGGGUCGCGAAAUACUGGAUUGGUAACUGAUUGAACUAAAAUUGGUUACUCACGCUGACAGGUGUGCUAACUCUUUUUAAUGGUUACCGCCGACAACAAAUGGUAUAAUUGAUUUUAUUAUUAUUAUUAUUAAUAUUAUUAUUAUUAUCUCUUUUAUCAAAGUCUUUGCUGGUGUUCUUUUUGUGUAUCAACUGGGCGCAAACCAUGCACCUAGAGCGUCAGUCACUCAAGUAAAUCAUUCUGUUCAUACACUGAGCACCUUUCUUCUUCUUCUUCUUCUUCUUCUUCUUCUUCUUAUUAUUAUUAUUAUUAUUAUUAUUAUUAUUGUUAUUAUUAUCAUUAUUUCAUGUACACUGAAUUAACCUUACGUUUUCUGGGUUUCGAAGACUGCUACGAAAGAGGGUUGGUCUUUAAAUAAUAAGAGUUACAUUUUUAAAAUCGACGAGCUCCUGUAAUCUACAUUUACUUAUAGCUUCUGUGGCGGGAACGUUACUCGUUUUCCGGGAAUGAGCCUGGCUUUCUAUGUAAAAUAAUUUUAAUGUUACAAUUCAAACAUUCUCCUGGUUUUUAAUACUUUAUCCGAUUGGCUUUGUAACUUUGGACCUUCUGAUUGUUUUCUCUUCACAUGAACUGAAGGAUCAGAAUAUAACACGGAAACGCCAAUCAUGUUCUUAAGAGGCCCUCCAAUGAAUUAAAUUUUUAAGUGACGGCGAUGACGCAAUGGGCACAAAAAUAAAAAAAUCCGUAGGGCUUUCAACAAAACCCCUAAAAACUAACUGGACCGAAUAUUCACCCCCUGAAAAUCCCAUGCCGAAUUCACGAGCCUUAAAAAUUACCUGAAGAAGGCAUUAAAUGAUACAAUACCAAAAAUAAAAAUAUUAGAAAUUGAAUGUUUGUGUCUGUUUCGAUAACUCUUCAUAGCAACAUUGGAGACAACCAAGAAUAUCUUCUGUUUUAGCAAUAACACUAUACAGUAAACAACUUCAGAUAGUUUUAAAUACCCCUAAAAUACCAUACUUAAAUCAAGCCACCCAAAAAAACUACUUGCCAAAUUUUGCUACCCAAACAAUCCCGGAAUCGAAAAUCUCAACCCCCGCCCCUCGUAAAAAAAAUUCCUUCGAUCACCCCCGUCACUUGAAAUCAGAAGUACUCCCCCCGCUCGAGCGUCCAACGGGCUCCUUCCUCGCGAAGUGGGCGCGUUUGUACAGAAGGAACGUGUGACGAAGCCCUAUAAGUUUGGUACGGUGAGGGUAGCGCAAGCACGCGCUAUCGUUGAACGCGAACGCAACAAACAAGGGUCCGUCGAAAGCGCUUAAUCAUUUUUCUGUUUUGCUCGACGGACGACGAGAAAAGAGACUGCUCGUGGUCUAGGUUUGGCCAAAUGAUCGUGAAAAUCUGAUGCGUCUCGGUUGGGACUAUCCUAUAAAUCCCAAAACUGAAAAAAUGAACGAAAUUCGAAUUUUGGGCGCGGUCGGGCUGGUCGCAAAAUGGUAAUGUUCGUCAGAUUAUACUUUCUAGGGGAAUUAACCUUUCAUGCGUUUUAUACAUGAGCCUCCGGCUCGGAUAUCUGGGACAACCCUAUCCCUCGUUAUAAAACUAAUAUAUUGAUUGGAUUAGAUUUGAUUUGAAUUGAUUGGAUUGGAUUCGAUUGGAUUGUAUUGUACCCAUAAGCCCCUCCUGGGGUCGAGCGUUGCGUGACGGAUGCCAUCGUUUACUGCGUCUGCGGCGCCUUGCCGCAAGCGUGAUAAACGUCGCGCCCCACCCUUGAAAAAGAAUAUUUAAGGGAUGGCUCACAAGCUGAAGUCUGGUAUCGAAUACACGUUGUUAUGAUCAGCGGUGCAGUAGUCUUUGGACUUCUCGCUGUAUGUUCAUCGAAUUAAGAACCCAGGGGAGGAACUUCCUAUAAUGGCCUAGACGGUGAGGCCUCAUCAAAAAGGAGUACCUUUUCAGGUUUCAGGUAUAUGAAACGGUCGGGGGGUCUGUCAUUUCGGCCUGUAAAAGGACCUUAAGGUCUAACAGACGCAUUUUAUGGCUGUGAAAGCGACAAGAAAACUUCCUGGUUUAGUGAUAUAUUCACAUAUAAACAAAUGGUGCAUUUACAGAAGUUCGCAAAAGAUGCAGGGGUACCAUUUAUCAUUCAAAUUGAAAGGGAUGCCUUUUCUGUGAAAAAUAGUUUAUGUAAGCAUGAGGUGUUGGACCUUGGGGUGGAGCCUCCCCGUAUAACACUUCAUUGAAUGCUCCCCCCUCCGCCGGGAUUUUGCAUAACCAGGGCUACCAUUGUUGACUUCUCUUUAGAAAAAACCGCGUCGUUCUACUACUUUUCUGUCUGUUCUGUUUCAGCUGGCAGACCACCUCUUGGUCAAAUGCCCUUCAUUGUGACUCCUGAGGGAAAAACCUUGGCACAGUCUGGUACAAUUAUGAAGUACAUCUGCAAAAAAGGAGGUGAAGUAUUGAACGUAAUUUGUUAAUCAGCAUAUCAUUCCUGCCGUCGCCUGCGAGCCGUGAGAGACCGCGUGAGCGAGUGGCCCACUCCUCGCGCCGGUGUCUCCUUUUACGUGUUGUUCUCGCGUGACUUUUCGUGACUCCCCCAAAAGGAGAGCUGGCUCCCAGGCUACUCCUGCUCAUUAGCCUCCCAAGUAGAUGUUUUUAGGAGCUUCGUCAUGCGUUCUUCCCCCAAGGAAAGCAAAGCCCUAAGAAGGUCUACGUAAGAGGCUACCUGUCGAUAUAGUUUAUACAAGUUUAUUUUUUUUUCUCCCCAUUCGAUUCAUUCAUUCAUUCAUUCAUUCAUUCAUUCAUCCAUCCAUCCAUCCAUCCAUCCAUCCAUCCAUCCAUCCAUCCAUCCAUCCAUCCAUCCAUCCAUCCAUCCAUCCCUCAACCCAUCCAUCCAUCCAUCCAUCCAUCCAUCCAUCCAUCCUCCAUCCAUCCAUCCAUCCAUCCAUCCAUCAGCCCAUCCAUCCAUCCAUCCAUCCAUCCAUUCAUCCAUCAAACAGUCCGUCCGUCCGUCGUUCGCUCGUUCGCUCAUCAUUCUUCCAUUCUCCCUUUUUUUCUUUCUCUCUCUCUGUUUUCGUUUCUUUUCUUUUCUCUUAUUCCUUGUCUCUGAGUCUUUUUUUCUCCAUUUCAUUCUCUCUUUCUUACUUUUCCUUCUUUUCUUUCCUCUCUUUCUUUUUUUCUUCUAGCUUUUUAUUAGUUAAGAAGGCGUAUGCUGGAUUAGCUUUAAUUUUUACUUAUGGUGAUUAGGUUUGUGCCCAGCUGACAGUUUUGAUGAAGCGACAGCGGAUAUGAUCAGUGAUGGAGUUAAUGAUUUAUUUCAGCCAUUGAGCGACAUAUACCAUGAGAAAGAUGAAACGAAGAAGGUAUUGCAAAAGUUGAUGUCCGUUUCAGUACCCCACAUACAGUGUUGUCAGGCUUUACUCCGGACUGCAAUUCAGUCGGUCUUUUUCAUAAAAUCGGUUUUGCAAAUCGCUUGGCGCGAUAUUAGGGAGUUUGAGCAAAGACGUUUUUGAGCGACGCUCGUCAACUGGAAGUGGACUUUUGGUAAUAUUGGGUCGUGAUUUUGAACAAAUUUUCUAUCAGAUCGUCUCUAUCAGAAUGAAGACACUGAGCUACCGCUCGCGCGCGCGCGCGUUCUUAAUCUAGGCAAAACUACGGGCUGUUUUGCAGUCUAGAUUUACUCAAACGCCAGUGUUUCGACCCUCAGCGGCAUAACAUUCUUAAUUUGCUAACAUUGAGAAUUGAACAAGGUCUGGAAGGGUAUUUUCGGGAUCCUGGAUUUGACCAAAAUACGGUGCGCAAAAUUUCUUGACGGGAAACAAGAUUUUACAGCUACCCUGGAAGCGGGAUUCGCCAGAAGCGGCAAACUGCGAAUCAACCGGGCACGUUUUGAGGGUUGUCUCCUUUCAGACCAAACUAUAAAGUGUGCCUUGUUUGUUUUUUUGUUUGUUUUUUUAUUUAUAGAAACAAAAGAGGAAUUCGGGAAAGCGAUAUGGAAAAAAAUAGCGGGAUGCGGGAUUUUUUACCCCCUUUCACCCUCUUGCAGACCGUGAUUGAAGUAAAAUACUUGGCUAAAAGAACGUGUUUCACAUAAUCGCGUUCGCGUCGGGCAUGAAAAAGUCUAAAGAAGGCAUAUAAAUUGAAGCCAGGACAGUAUGGGGUACUUACUACUUCGUUAGUUGUCUCUGUUCUAAAGAAACGCCUUAGAGUGGUUUUAAAGUAGUCAUUCAGCACAUACAUUAAUAAAAGUUUGACCCACACAUAAUGAUAUAUUUCUAAUAUAACGCUUGAGAAGUAGGCAAGAAUGAAACUUAUAGUUUUAGCGGCCGGUAUAAAACACCCAUAGAGGUUAUCGAUCCAAAUUUAUACUAUGAUGUGAAUGCUACACGCGCUGGGAUUGGUCGUUGCUCCGUGUACAAUCCCGUAGGUUUUACUCCAAAUUCUGUUUCCCAGAACUUAGUGUUAGUGAUCUAUGAUUUGUUUUUCUUUAAAAAUAAAGGAGGAGAUAAAAAAGGAGUUUUAUGGAACGACGCUUCCUGCCCGACUCGAGAAAUUUGAAGCUCUUCUCAAAAACAGGGAUGAAGGCAAAGGCUUCUUUCUGGGCGAAAAGGUAAGAUUAGAAGAAUGCGCAAAGCGUGCCAAGGGGAUUCGGCCUGCUUAGAACACUAACGAGUAUAGUAAUUAAGUCAUAAAUAAAACGAUAAUAGCCUUCGAAUUCAGCCGUCUCCCCUCGUUCUCGCCACUAGGGACGCGUCCCAAGCGGCCGUCGAGAAGCGAGAAGAGACGCCUUUAUCUGCAGGCUAAAACGAUGACCGCUCCCUGAGCCUUCAAAGCUCACCCCGUCCCAAAGAAAGUCUUUUCUAAAAAUUUUAAUAUACAGCAAGGUCAGAACAUUUUGCAUGGUACUGAGCAGUAUAACAUCCUAGCGUGACGUCACCCCUUCUGUUACUGAACGUGAGUCACGUUACGUCAUUGUGACAACCAAGUUAUUACAUGAUUGAGACAUCCUCUCUUGUUCAAAAAAAAAAAUCGUUUAGUUAUUUGUGUAAAUUUAGUGUCGUCAGGCGUUUCAUCGGCGAUUUUUAAUAGGGAGUUUAAGAUCCUAUGACGGUGACGGCAACAAAAACGUCAAAAAACUAACAGGUUAAGUGAAUAGUCACGGCGACAACUCUGCAUGCGCAGCACACUUUUUUGUUCAUUUCUUUGCCGUCAUCACUACACGUUUACGACGCCCGUGGAAAUGCCUAAUUUCACUUUUUAAGCUACGGUAAAACGCUCCUAGGAAUUUUAACACCAGAAGGGUUUGCUUGCGUCGGAAAAAGUAAGUAGCUUGGAAUAAUCGCGAUAUAGAUUGAAAGGACGCGAAUUCGUCGUCGCAAUCGUCGUGGUAUCUUAAACGCCCUACAGGCCUCUCUAUAGGUACCCUCCCCGUCGUCCCAGAAGUCAUGAAAAAACCUGGUCUGAAUGGGCGGGUAAUUGGAGUAUCCUUUUGAUCAAAAGUAGUAUGUGAGAGAGUAUGUGUUUGGACCUCGGGAUGAAUCUCUGUCUUGUCGUGUAUGGAGCGUUAAUUUCCUAUAAUGAGGUAUAUUUAACAAUUAUUCCUCGAGCCCGAAUGGGCUCUGAGUCAAUAGCCCAUGAGGCCGAAGGCCGAAUGUGCUAUUGACUCAGAGGCCAUGAGGGCGAGAGGAGUAAUUGUUUUAGUAAAAUCGAACUAGUUUGUCAAAAAUAUCGAGACAAGCUAGCAAAAGCAAAACGCCAUUCAGCCGCUAUUGUUUUGGCUUUCAAAGCCGGCGCUUUUCACUACUAGUGGGCUAUAACGUAUAGCCUAGAAGUAGCUCGCCCAAUCAGAACGCAGCAUUGAUAAUAGACCACUAGCCACCACGAAAAGGUGUCUGGGAUGGUGUGACCAUAGCCUAAUACAUUAUGUGCGGUUACACGGGACACUUUUUAUUUACCGUGGCAAAUGACCCUUUUGCCGUGGGAAAUUGCCUCAGUGCGUGUGACCGGACCCUCCCAAGAUACAUUUACCAUGGGAAAUAUCCAUGGUUACGUCAAAAAGAGCAAAGAAACCGCCCAUGACAUUAAACUUGAUCAAAAGCUAGGGUUUUCGAUACCCAAAGCAAAACAACCAUUAGGUUUCUUCAACAUGAAACCGCAAAAAAUUGCUUUUUUAAACUCGUUUCUUUCGCACCUGUUGAGAGAAAGAUCGAUGGUGACAUGGCAGAUAUCAUGGCAACAUUUUGAACUGGUUUGUUGAAAUAAAUUUAGAAACGAUAUUUCCCAAAAAUAUGUUCUAUUCCUGGUAUGGAACAGUGGGAUGCAGCUGAACUGUAAAAUCGAACUAUGUACCUUCGCUAAAUUAUCAUGAAUAACAUACCAGCUGAAAUUUCAGCUAUAAAAUUAUGCGUAAAUUUUCAACAUAACAUAAAAUACUACCAUUGUCGACGGCGAUUAUUACCGUAACUGCGCGAAUGAAGCCGCAAACUGAUAGCAGCUUGUCGUGCUCCUGCCGUGCCGAACUCAAUUGAUCGAAUUAAAUUCGACUUUAGCACGGCAGUAGCUCGACUUGGUUUCCAACGUCGUGCUACCGCCGUGCCGAACUCAAUUCGUAAAUUAUAAAUACGUUAGAAUACAUUUAAAAGUUUGCUAAACCGUUUCUUUGUUUUUGUGUUUUGUUUUUGGCAACCGCCGUUCCAUUCGACUGAAUUAAAUUCGACGUCUGAAACCAAGUCGUGCAAGUGUCGUGCUGCAGUCGAGCUACAGUCGAGGCAGCUUAGCACGGCAGUAGCACGACGAAUUUGAAACAGGCCUUAAUGGGAACUCCAAACUAAAACCCACGUUAAAUUUACCACGGCUUCGUUAACGUGGGAAAAGCCUUUUACCAUGGUUUGUGUAACCGCAUCUAUUGCCUGAGGCUUAUCAUACACGCAGAAGAAAGGUUACCCCAAUCCUACGCCCCUGGCGUAACUGCGAUUUCUUUCUGUUUCUUAUCUGCAGCUGAGCUAUGCCGACAUCACUUUCUUUGACUUCUUUAACAACUUCCAUUCGAAGGGUAAAGAGGAUGUUCCUGGGGAACUUGAGAAGUUCCCGCUCUUGGUGGAGCAUUAUAAACGGGUGUUAAACGUGCCCGAAAUAAAUGAGUGGGUGAAGAAACGCCCUGUUAGCGAAUUCUAA